Messenger RNA from Physcomitrium patens, 3553 nucleotides. The record is from RefSeq and is a predicted model, not a curated record. NCBI's taxonomy places the organism in Eukaryota, Viridiplantae, Streptophyta, Bryopsida, Funariales, Funariaceae.
CGAGAAUACCCCCCUCCCUAACCCACUCUAACCCUAACCCUGCUCUCCUCUGCUCUGCACUGCCCUCCUCCUCGUCCUCUUGCGCUCCUUGCCCUCCCUUCCUUCCUCAUGCCAUGCCUGCAAUCUAACGAACGCAUCACUGCCAUCUCCACCACCACCACUACCACGUCACUUGCACUGGAACCUACCUGCCCCCCUUCCCUCCAUCGCCUUCCGUUUCUCUCCCUGCCCCCCUCCCAGUCCAGUAUGAAUUACUUUCGGAGGACGGCCUUGGAGAUUCUUCAGCUGAAGGCGACGUAGUCAUCCAAACUUCAAUCUAGUGUACAUGUCAAUUAAACUUAACAGUAACGUUGGUUGGCUUCUUUGAAACUGAAAAGAGUUCUGUGCGUUCAGAUUGAGAGUGGUUUGUAUUUCUAUAAUCAAUUAUUUGAGCCAACUCUUUCGUGAGCCGCCUUUAGUGACAUAAGGCACUGUUGCCAGAAACUUGAAAUACAAACAUCUUCAGAGGAGUAUUAUUCAGUAAUCGUCCACUUUGACGAGAUUACAUUCCGUUUUAUUUUUCUGCUUUCCGAUUGCCUCAUGAUUCGGCCAAUGCAACUACCUACAGACUUUUGACGAUGUUAUUCCAGGUCUCCGACGUUUCAGAGCAUCUACAUACACCAAUUCGGCAUGUUCUAGGCCUGCAACCCUCUGGCAGUAAAUAUCUGUUGGGAUUUUGAAUUUUUGAUGGUAGGGAUGGCUCUGAUGGAUUAGUGGUGUUACUUUACAAGAACCAACUAGUCUUAAAUAUAUUCUCUUAAGUAGGUGAGCAUAAAUUUUUAUAUGUGAUUGUUCAACAAAUAAUUAAUAAUGAAUUUAAUUAUGCCUAAGUUUUUUAUCAAUGUUGAAUUUAAUAUCAAUAUUUUUAUCAACUAUUAGGAUUACUUAAGAUUGAUUGUUUAGCUUUAGUAUCAUAGAUUCAAUUUGGAAGAUAGAAAAUUGUAUAACUUGAGUAAUGUGGUUAAAAGAGUGUUUAGUAAAUAUUCUUGAAAUAUCAAACAAAUCUAUAAUAUAAUUUUCUACAAGUGGCGAGAAGGUGAAAUUGAAUUUUUUUAUAUUAAUUCAUCAUGGAAUAUUUGUUGAAAUUAUUCAAGUACUAUAUAAUCAUGGUUUGGAGGUUUUUACGUGGUUCUUUCGUAUCAAGAUCUUCAAGCACCAUAGAAAUAUCAAGUAUAUAAGGUAUUUUUGGAGAUACUUGGAAAGGAUCUGAAUUCUACAUUAGAGCAUUCAAAGUUUUAUUUAAAAAAAAAAAAAUUGUUGAAUAGAAACCAAUGUACACAUUUGUGUAAGAAAAUUGAACAUGUUAUAAAGAUUUUUGACCACCUACUCCAAUGCACCAAUGGAGUUUGGGCUUUUAUUGAAUGAGUUAUUUUUCAUCUUAAAUAAAUCUUAUUUUUUAGUAGAAAGUUGUGGAAAACCAAAUUGGUGUGAAGAAGCCAUCUUCCAAUUGAAUAACAAAGAAACUUUUAGGGAAUUACUUUUGGAUUUAAAAUGUUGUUGUGAUGUAGCAAGUGAUUUGUUUUUAAAUUAUUGUCCCAAUAAAUUUGAAGACAUCACAUUUGCUACAUUUGAUGUUGUAACAUGUGAUGAAAUAAAAGGUGAUGUUAAAUUUCUACAUGAGAGGUUGAUCCAAGCAAGUGAAGAAGAAGAUUUUGAAUAUUGUGGUCUAGCAAUGCAUUUAUUAGAAGACCUACUUUGUAUAGAAGAUGAAGAAUGGGAUGAUUCAAAACUAUCAUCAAAUAUGAAGAGUGUUGAAACCAUAAAAUGCAUAAGUAAUGGAAAUUAUGGGGUAGUUUAUAAAUCAAAGUGGUUUGGAGUUUUGUGUGCAAUCAAAAAGAUAUUUGGAUAUUGCACUUAAUAAGUUUUCUGAAAGAGAAGUGACUAUUUUAGCCAAUUUAUGCCAUCCUAAUUUGAUUACAUAUUAUUUUGCAAUGAAAGGUAAUGCCAAUGAAAGUGGUGAAUCUUUUGAGACAAAAGUUGAAAAAGACUAUUUGUAUAUAGGAAUGGAAUUGAUGCAAACAAAUUUAAAUGACAUAUUGAAAAAAGAAGAACAAUUAUCUUACAUUUUUCUUAUUGAUAUUAUAUAUCAAAUUGCAAAAGGGAUGUGUUACUUACAUGACAUGCAUAUUGCACAUCAUGAUCUAAAACCUCAAAAUAUUUUAGUUAAUGUUAUGAAGACAAAAAUUAUGAAUAAGAUUGUUUUACAUGCUAUUGUAAAAGUGAUAGAUUUUGGAAUAUCUAAGAGUGAAGUUGGAAGCAAUCCAAAUACCACAAAGAAUAAAUUUCUUUAUGGUACUAUUGCAUACAUGGCUCCUGAGGUUUUAAAAUCCAAAUUUGAAACAAUAAUUAUAUGCCCUUUUGAAGCUGAUGUUUAUUCAUUUGCAAUAGUAUGCUCCAAGAUUCUUACAAAGAAAGAUCCAAUUUGAUGGUGUUCGUGGGAUGAAAGAAAUAUUAGAAAGAAUUGAAAAAGGUUGAUUUACCUGAAGAAGAAAUAUUUGGUAGAAUACAAUAUUUAUUACAAAUAAGAAAACUAUGUGCAAAUAAAGUGAAGGUUUUAUAUCUUGUUGGAAUGGGUGGAAUAGGCAAGACCACAAUUGCAAAGGUUAUAUUGAAUGAUGUAAAAGCCACAUAUGAUGCUUCAUGCUUUAUUGAGUGCAUUGAAAGUGGUGGUGAUUAUUUUUCAACUUCAUGCAGUAUCUUAGAACAAUUUCAAGUCAAAGAAAAACCAAUGGAUGUAAAAGAAGCUCAUAAAAUGCUAAAAGCAUUCUUAUUAGAAAACAAAACCAUCUUGGUCUUUGACAAUGUAAAGGAUCAAAGACAAAUUGAAGAUGUUGUGCCUAUGGAUGACAUAUUAGCUAGCAAUAGUAGUACAUUAAUUGCAACAACUCGAGAUUUAAAAGCAAUAAAGCAUUGUAAUAAAGAAGUUUGUGAAAUAAAUAUUGAAGAACUUGAUGAAGAAACAAGUAUGAAGUUGUUUAUUGCUCAUUCAUGUAGCCAAGAAAGUCUACUUAAUGAACUUAUUGAAGUUGGCAAAAAAAUUGUAAGAGCUUGUAAUGGCCUACCAUCGAGUCUAAAAGUCAUGGGAGCAUUUUUAAGAGAGAAGAAGAGAUUGAGAUGUUGGGAGCGAGCUUUACAAAAGUUGAAAAGUGGAAGAGAAUUAGAUGGAGAUGAAAACAAUAGUAACUACAAGAUUUGGAAGAUAUUAAGAGUAAGCUUUGACAAUUUGAAAGAUGAUGAGAAGAAAAUGUUUUUAGAUAUAUGUUAUUUUUUUUGUAAUGAUGUCUAUCCACAAGGCAUGUCAAAAAAAGAGCAUUGCGAAUAUGGGCUAAUAGUCAUAAAAACAUAUUGGAACAUGAUGUGGAAUGUAUAUUAAAUACAUUGAUUUACCAAUCAUUGAUAAAAAUAAACAAAGAUGGAAUUAUCAGAGUGCAUGAUCAACUACAAGACAUGGGUAGGAACAUUGUUGAAAAAGAAAUAAAAUAUAAAUAUAGAAGAAUAUGGAACUUGAAUGAAG